CCAUACACUGACUUGCCUCAACCAGCCCAUAGUCAUCCAUGCCAGCUUCUUCCUUGCGAUGACCCCCACGCCAAUUCCAUCUCUCCCCUGCCUGAAACUUGGCACUUACUCUGAUCCCAGACGUGUCCGAAGCCUUUGACCUCGUUUCCGCCAGAGAUAUCUCUCCAGGUGCUGCAGCUCGUCUUCAACCCUGCGAGUUGCCACACAGCCGAAGUAGUGACUAGCUAUGCUUCCAGUGUAGUGACUGUCCUUCGAAUUUCGAGUUUCAGAGUCGACUGGGUUCCUUUAUUUUGGGCUGGGCUUCUAAAACGAAAUUACUGAGUUUAAACACUCCCUGGAGCUACGCCUGGACUACACCAGAGGCGCCUGAUCUUCCUCAGGCGAGUCGAUCUCCCCUGUCGAUCCUUCUCCAUGGAUGCCUAGGCAACGCCCUAACAACCUUGACAACUAUGUUUAUCAGUUCCUUUCUGGCUUUUGUUAGUUGACUGCCAUGGCUAGCAAUUCUCAGUUCACUAGUAUGCAGCCACCUCGACCUCCACUAGCUAGUCUUCCUCAAAGUGCUCAUACACCUAUGCCAAUGCCGCUACAGUUCCGACCACCCAUGGUUCCACCACAGCCAUUCAUUCCUGGCCCUUCUCAACAAUUUCAGCCUCUAGGGCAUACAAGUGUUAUGAUGCCUCCUCCUCCACAAAACCAGUUUCCUCAACUGAUGCAGCAGAUACCUGUUAGACCUGUUGCAGGAGUGCACAUUGUUCCUUCAGCACAGGUUACUCCACCACCAGACUUUGCAAACAGGCCCGUCACUCCUGUUGCCGCACCACCUCAACAGAGCUUUCAGAUAUCAAAUAACUAUGUUCCCUGUCCUAGCGGCUCAAGUUUUCCAGCUUCAUCUUCUUACAAGGAUUCAGAGUCUUCUGCAACUCUACACCAGUCCCAAACAAGCGAAUCUGGUUUUUCCGCCGGAGGGCAGCCAUGGGUGUUGUCUGGGAACCCUAACAUCAAAUCCACAAACACGCCCUUGCAGCUGACGAGUGAAUUUGUGCCAAAAGCGGGAGAAGAAUGUAAUGCUGCUAUUUCGGAAGCAAAUCCUACGCUUGGAUCAGCUGAUAAGAUUCCAUCAGAUUGGAUAGAGCAUACUGCCCGCACUGGCAAAAAAUAUUAUUACAACAUGAGGACAAAGAUAUCUAGCUGGGAGAAACCUGUUGAGUUGAUGACUGAAAUCGAGAAGGCUGAUGCUUCCACUGACUGGAGAGAAUGCACUAGUCCUGAUGGAAGAAAGUAUUAUUACAACAAGGUUACUAAGGUGUCAAAGUGGGCAAUGCCUGAUGAAGUCAAGUUGGCACGUGAGAAGCUUAAUCUGGAGACAAUCAAGGCAUUAGAACAAGAAAAGAGUGGUGUCUCUCACACUCUUGAUGCAACAUCGUCUACUAGUGCGAAAGCAUAUUCUCCAAGUGCAGUGUGUUUAUCGGCCUUACCUCAAGGGACAGGGGCAAGCCCAAUAUCAGCGGCACCAGCUGUCACUUCAGAAAUGUUAGGCCGAUCUGAUAAUGCAUCUAACACUCCAGCUGAGUCUGUUGUCUUGCAAACUCCUUCCAAAGCUGCCUCACCAGCUGUUGCCGCUAAGUCAGAUGGGCAUGGAGUGUCGGCCACAACCGCAGACUCUGUCGCAAUUCAGAUGACUCCUGGAAUUUCACCGGUUCAUGAUGCUGCAGCUGAUACAAAUGGAGGUUCUCCAGGAAAGAUACAGGACGCUGAAAAAGGUGCUGGAGUUUCUGAAAAGGGAAGUGCUGUUUUGUCAGAUGAGAAAAUGACUGAGCCAUUACCUUCAGCUUACGCGGGCAAACAGGACGCAAAGAAUGCAUUUAAAGCACUUCUUGAUUCUGCUGGUGUUGGACCUGACUGGAAUUGGGAUCAGGCCAUGAGAGCAAUAAUUAAUGAUAGAAGAUAUGGGGCUCUAAAAACACUUUCUGAGCGAAAGCAGGUUUUUAACGAGUACGUGGGACAAAAGAAAAAACUUGAAGCAGAGGAGAGGCGUGCCAGACAGAAGAAAAGUAGAGAAGAUUUCAAAACAAUGUUAGAGGAGUGCCAAGAGAUUACAUCUUCCAUCCGAUGGAGUAGAGCAAUAUCUAUCCUUGAAAAUGAUGAGCGCUAUCAAGCUGUUGAACGGUCAAAGGACCGUGAGGACCUUUUUCAAGAUUACAUACAAGAACUUGAGAAAAAGGAAAGAGCAAAGGCAUUGGAGGAGAACAAGCGGUAUAGAAUGGAGUACUUGGAAUUUUUGAAAUCUUGCGACUUCAUUAAGGCAAGCAGCCAAUGGCGGAGGGUUCAAGACCGCUUAGAGGAUGACGAAAGGUGCUCACGCCUGGAGAAGAUUGACCGUUUGGAAAUUUUUCAGGAGUAUAUUCGUGACUUAGAAAGGGAAGAAGAGGAGCAAAGAAGGCUGCGUAUGGAGGAGUUGAGGAAAACAGAACGUAAAAACCGUGAUGAAUUCCGCAAGCUUAUGGAAGAGCAUGUUUCUGAAGGUGUUCUCACAGCCAGAACUCACUGGCGCGACUAUUGCAUGAAGGUUAAAGAUUCACCUGCAUUUUUAGCUGUUUCAUCCAACACAUCGGGUUCGACAGCAAAAGAUUUGUAUGAAGAUGUUGUAGAGGAGCUGGAAAAACAGUUUGUUGAAGAUAAGGCUCGUAUAAGAGAUGCAGUUAAAGUGCAUGAGGUUGGUCUGACAACAAGUUGGACAUUUGAAGACUUCAAGGCUGCCCUUUCAGAAGAUAUUAUUUCACCGCCCAUAUCGGAUACUAAUUUGAAGUUUGUUUUUGAAGAGUUGGUGGAAAGGGCCAGAGAAAAAGAAGAAAAAGAAGCUAAAAGACGUAAACGUCUUGCAGAUGAUUUCUACGAGCUUUUAUGUGAUUCUAAGGAAAUUACUGCAUCUUCAAGAUGGGAGGACUGCAAACCUUUACUUGAUGACAGGAAGAUGAGUGAAGAGGGGUUUUUGCUGGAAGUAUUUGAUAAGUUUGUUGCUGGGCUAAAAGAAAAGGCAAAAGAGAAGGAACGAAGACGACGGGAAGAGAAGGCCAGAAAGGAAAAAAAGGAAAAGGAAAGAAAAGACAGAGAGAAGGAAAAACAUGGAAGGGUUAAAGACAGAGGAGAUGAAAGCAGGAGUGGGAAAGAGAGGAGUAGGAAGGAGAGUACAGACAGUGGGGGUGAUAAGACUGAACCAUAUAGUAUUGAAGACAACAGAAAAACAGAAAGUGAGAGAGACAAGAAACACAGGAAGCGGCGGCAUUCUAGUCCCAUUGAUGAGGAUGAAAAUGAGAAGAGUCGGUCAAGGAGUUCCCGACAACAUAGUAGUAGUGACCACAAGAAGUCAAAACAGCAUGUAUGGGCAGCAUCUGAAACAAAACCUGAUGGCCACCACAGGAAACACAAGAGAGAUAGGAGGAGUAGCUCUCAUCAUAAAAGUGGCGAUUAUGAAGACGAUGGGGAUGGCGAAGCCCGGUAGAUUCUUUCAUUUGUUGCUUCCCGACUUGUGUACAUUUGUUUUACCCCCCUCCCGAAAAUUCAUUGACUUAGUGUAAAGUAUUUAUGCAUACAUUCAGAGUAGGGGAAGAAGUGAUGUAGGCAACAACAGACUAGGAAUUAUUUGUUAUUCAGGCCUACUUGUAAUAAUAAUAUAUUAAACGAGAGGAAUGUGAAAUAGAUUCUUUGGAGGAUGUAUUUUUCAAUGAGUUUUG
Molecule: messenger RNA, 3731 nt
Organism: Cuscuta epithymum
Lineage: Eukaryota; Viridiplantae; Streptophyta; Magnoliopsida; Solanales; Convolvulaceae
Source: the annotation of a GenBank genome assembly